Nymphalis io (European peacock) is the source of this 859-nucleotide messenger RNA. RefSeq lists its product as uncharacterized. The transcript has 5 exons. NCBI's taxonomy places the organism in Eukaryota, Metazoa, Arthropoda, Insecta, Lepidoptera, Nymphalidae. Bases 23 to 703 code for a protein of 226 amino acids. The record is from RefSeq and is a predicted model, not a curated record.
UUAAGUAUAUAAGUCUUUGCUAAUGGAUCAAGGCAAAGAAGGAACAUAUAUUUAUAAUGAAACAGAAUCUGCAGUAUUAAGCGAAAACUCUGAUAAAAUAUCUGAUAAAGAACUUGUAAAUGCAUCAUCAAUUUCAUUUGAAGACAAUGAUUGUGGAGAACCUAUGUCUAAGCAACGCUUAGUAUUAGACUUUACGCCAGUUGAUCAUAUCGAUAAUGAUGAUAUUCAAAAAAAAUGCUGCGCGUUCUGGGAUUUUGUAAAUAGCCAUCCGGAAUUAGAUGAUCUUAUUGUUAAUCCUAAAGCAGAUACUUAUAAUAGUAGUAAGAAGUCAAAUGAGAUGAUAUCUUCAUCGAAACAUCCGUCAACUGUUGCUGUUGAUUUAAAAGAGGAAACAGCUGUAUCUGUUCUUGAGUUUGUAGAAGAAAAGGAUCUCAUCAGUCGUGCAUUUAAAUCAAAAAUGGCGUCUUCAUUUUGCGAUGAGGAAUUAAAGGAUUACUCCGACGAAUGCCUCCCUAAGGCGAGAAAAGGUCAAAAUGUCAAGGUGAAAAGAAAUAAAAAAUAUAAAAAUGGAAAGGAAGACUCGCCUCAAACAUCUGCUGCACGCAAAAUGUGCGAAAUGCUCCAUAAAUGGGACUUAGAACAUCCAAAAUCUAUGUGCCCACCGGGGCCUGUACCAGCACCAGGUUUUAAAGAGGCUAUGUAACAAAUCCAUACAAAAAAUUGUUGUUGUUGUUUCAUCAUUCGAAAUUCAUUAUAAUAACAAUAAAAUAAAAAUAUAAAUUACUAAUGUUUAUUGUAAACCUCUGUCAUUAUAUAUUUUUAAACCAUAUAUUAUAUUAUAAAAUUAGUAAGUCUUGUA